Contarinia nasturtii (swede midge) is the source of this 1764-nucleotide messenger RNA. RefSeq names its product vesicle-associated membrane protein 7 (gene Vamp7). Gene Ontology annotation, biological process: vesicle fusion; exocytosis. Gene Ontology annotation, molecular function: SNARE binding; SNAP receptor activity. NCBI's taxonomy places the organism in Eukaryota, Metazoa, Arthropoda, Insecta, Diptera, Cecidomyiidae. Gene Ontology annotation, cellular component: membrane; SNARE complex. The coding region runs from base 543 to 1208 and encodes 221 amino acids. The record is from RefSeq and is a predicted model, not a curated record. The transcript has 3 exons.
UGUGACGUGCGAGCAAUCAUUCAAGAAAAACAAUGAAAUUAUAAGCAAAAAUUCCGCACUGGAAAAAAGUAAACAAGUGAUAAAAUUGAGCAUUACAAAGAAUUGAGUCAAUACGAUUCAUUUAACUGCUGUUGUUUUAUAUUCUAUGUAAAUUGAAAACAAAAACUAGCCAAUCAAUCGAGAAAAUUCAAACAAAACCAUAUAUUGAAGCUAUAAGUGUACAACAACAUAAUAACAAAGGAAUGUAUAUGCGACAGUCAAAAUAUGGUGCUAUCUAAGUAAUAAGAAUAUAUUGUGAAUAUUGUAAAGAAAGUGCGUUGUAUGACAGAUUGCACGUAAUACCAACAAAUCAUUGUAUAGUACUACACAAAUAUUCACUUCAAUUGGCAAAUGCGCUGCGGGCUCAAAUUACAGUGACAGGCGUUAAAUAUUCUGAAGAAUUCAUUAUUUUAUUGAUGAAGUUUUGGAUCUAAGCAUUCAGCUUUCAAAAGAGAUAAAAAGUGCUUCAUUGCUCCGUGUAGAAAACCGAUUGUAACAUCAAAAUGCCGAUUUUAUAUAGUGUAAUAUCGCGUGGUUCGACUGUGUUGGCAAAAAAUGCAGAAUGUGUUGGUAACUUCGCCGAAGUCACCGAACAAAUAAUCAAGAAUAUACCCACACACAAUCACAAAUUAACCUAUGCACACGGAAAUUAUUUGAUUCAUUUUAUAAACGAAGAUCGAAUCAUAUACAUGUGCAUCACAGACGAUGAAUUCGAAAGAGCCCGGGCAUUCAUGUUUCUCAACGAAAUCAAAAGACGAUUCCUGAUGCAAUAUGGUCUACAAGCGGCUACGGCUAUUUCAUAUGCCAUGAAUACGGAAUUUUCACCAAUUCUCGCCUACGAAAUGAAACACUAUAGUGAAUCGAAUGAAUUUGAUGCCAUCUCUCGAGUACAUGGUCAAAUAGACGAACUUAAGGAUAUUAUGGUAAAAAAUAUAGAAAAUGUGACGGCACGUGGCGAACGUUUGGAGUUGCUGGUCAAUAAAACGGAGAAUUUACGUGAUACAUCAGUUUCAUUUCGAAAAACAUCUCGAAAUCUCGCGCGAGCCAUGUUUUGGAACAAUAUUAAAAUGUAUGUUAUCAUUGGCGCUGUAGUUCUAUUCAUCAUAUACGUAAUUGUGAGCAUGUCGUGCGGCGGCUUAUUAUGGCAAGAAUGUAUACACAAAAAAUGAAAAUGAUAUUUGGCAGACGAUACGCAAAACAGAAAUCAAAGUGCGAUGAAUGCAAAUCAGAAUAAUCGCUGCAAUUCAGCAGCUUGACCUAUUCUGCAUAGUUACAACCAUUUUCCUAAAUAUUUUUCAAAGAUUUUGUUUUUUUUUUUCUGUUUGUUUUCUAUAUAUUUACUGCAAACCAGUUGUAAUUAAGUUUUGUAUUAUGUUAUUCAAAAAAAAAAAAAAAUGAGAGAAAAUGUGGCAAGAGAUUUUAGAUUAUCGUAGCGGAACGAUGUGCUGAAACUGGCAAAUUUAUUUUGUUCAUUUGGAAGGGAAAAGUAAUUAAUUAUCUCCAAUAGACUUUGUGAAACUCAAAAUUGUGAUGUAAAUCGGCUGAUAGAUUCGAAUUUGUGUUAUCUUUUGAUCAGAUCUGAACAUUCGAACGCAAAUAUAGUCGAAUUUGAACGAUUUAUACUAUAGAUCGGGAAAAUGUUGAUGGUAAUGAAAAAAACACAUAUGUUUAUAAGAAAGAGGUUUAAUUAUAAUAAAAAUUAAUACUAUUUUUGAAUUACAAUAA